Messenger RNA from Zophobas morio, 5292 nucleotides. It is a transcript of the gene Calx, whose product is annotated as sodium/calcium exchanger Calx. Lineage: Eukaryota; Metazoa; Arthropoda; Insecta; Coleoptera; Tenebrionidae. The record is from RefSeq and is a predicted model, not a curated record. Gene Ontology annotation, biological process: calcium ion import across plasma membrane; sodium ion transmembrane transport; cell communication. Bases 242 to 2761 code for a protein of 839 amino acids. Gene Ontology annotation, cellular component: postsynapse; axon; sarcolemma. The transcript has 8 exons. Gene Ontology annotation, molecular function: calcium:sodium antiporter activity.
GACCCCGCCGUCCAGGACGUCCGCGUGCUCCUUCCAUCAGUCAUCCGUCCGUCUCGUCCGUGGGCGUGUCUGCCAUCGCUUCCGUCCGCACGCGGUGCGUACCCCAGCAGGUCGCCGCCGCCGCCAGCAUCCGCGUCGGGCUUGCGCGACUUCCGAGGGGGUUUGGCCCGUCCGCGCCGUCAGUUCAGCGUCGACAGCCGUCGUGUCGCGUGCAUGUCAUGUCCCAUCCACGAGCGCCGUGAUGAGUUCGAACGAGACGAAAAACUGCUCCCCCGGCCUGAUGCUGCCGUGCUGGGGCCCGCCCGGCGAGGUCAUGUCCACGACCGAUCAGGUGGGCCGCGGCCUGGUCUACUUCCUCGCCAUGGUGUACCUCUUCAUCGGGGUGUCCAUCAUCUCCGACCGGUUCAUGGCCGCCAUCGAGGUGAUCACGUCGCAGGAGCGCGAAGUCACCGUCAAGAAGGCGGGCGGCGAGCGCCACAUCGUGGUGGUGAGGGUGUGGAACGAGACGGUGGCCAACCUCACGCUGAUGGCGCUGGGCUCCAGCGCCCCCGAGAUCCUGCUGUCGGUCAUCGAGAUCUACGCGAAGAACUUCGAGGCGGGCGACCUGGGGCCGGGCACCAUCGUCGGCUCGGCGGCGUACAACCUCUUCGUGAUUAUCGCGCUCUGCGUGAUGGUUAUCCCCGACGGGGAGGUGCGCAAAAUCAAGCACUUGAGCGUCUUCUUCGUCACGGCGAUUUGGUCCGUUUUUGCCUACGUCUGGCUGUAUAUGAUUCUAGCGCUGUUCUCGCCGGGGGAGGUGGAGAUUUGGGAGGGUUUGCUCACAUUCCUGUUCUUCCCGCUGACGGUGCUGACGGCGUAUGCUGCAGACAGAAAAAUGUACAAGUACAUGAAGAAGGACUAUAGAAUGAACCGCCGCGGCGUCAUCGUCCAGGCCGAAGGCGACAACCUAGAAAUGGGCAGCGCCGAACUCCUCGGUCUCGACGAUGUCCACGACGACAUCAAGCAAGAAUACAUCAACACCUUGAAAGACUUGCGCCAACAGCACCCCCACGCCGACCUCAGCGCCCUGGAGCGCAUGGCCCAUGAGAGCCUCCUCAACCGCGGCCCCAAAUCGCGGGCCUUCUACCGCAUCCAGGCCACCAGGAAGCUCAUGGGCAGCGGAGACCUCCUCCGGCGCAUCUCCGAGAGGGCCCAGAGCGACCUCAGCGAGAUCAAAGCUGAGAUCCAGCGCGAAUCCGGCGCCGCGGAAUUCAACCCUUCCAACACUCGAAUAUUUUUCGAGCCUUCCAAAUACACGGUUUUGGAGAGUUGCGGUCGUUUCGAGGUUAGGAUUGCCAGGACCGGCGACCUGGACAACGCGAUCAGCGUGGAUUACUUCACCGAGGACGGGACGGCACAGGCUGGAAGCGAUUACGUUCCGACUAAGGGGACGUUGCACUUUGGGCCUGGGGAAAAGGAGAAGAGGGUGGCGUUGGAGGUGAUCGAUGAUGAUGUUUUUGAGCCGGAUGAGCAUUUCUUUGUGAAGCUGAGGGGGGCUAAGCCGGCGGGAGUUCUGGGAUCGCCCACUUUGGCUACUGUUAUUAUUCUGGAUGAUGACCACGGAGGGUUGUUCAAGUUUGAGGAGCAGAACCACGAGUUGGUGGAGAGUGUUGGGAUUUACGAACUGAGAGUGAUUAGGUGUUCGGGGGCUAGAGGAAGGGUGAUUGUGCCCUACAGGACGGAGGACGGAACGGCUAAGGCCGGAAAGGAGUACGAGGCUAAUGAAGGGCAACUUAUUUUUGAAAACAACGAGUCAGAGAAAACCAUCCCAUUAACAAUAAUCGAAGAAGACAGCUAUGAAAAGGACGUCUUACUCUACGUACAACUGGGCGAGCCUCAGAUGUCUGGUGCAAGCUUAGCAGCUGCAGCUGAAAAGAAACGACCCGAACAUCGCACCGAACAGGAGAAAGUAGCGAUAAUGGGGAAGCCAAGACUCGGAGAUAUCGUCAGGGCACAAAUUCGAAUCAAAGAGAGUAAAGAGUUCAGGAAUACUGUGGACAAAUUGGUGCAACGAGCUAAUGCCUCGCUCUUAAUCGGAACGUCGUCCUGGAAGGAGCAGUUCGUCGAAGCCAUAACUGUGAGCGCCAGUGAUGAGUCAGACCAGAAGAAGCCGUCUGGACUGGACUAUGUGUUGCAUGUCCUCACGCUUUUCUGGAAAAUUUUAUUUGCCUUUGUGCCACCCACAGAUAUGUGCAAGGGAUAUCUCUGCUUUUUCGUCUCAAUCCUCAUCAUAGGAGUAGUUACUGCUGUAAUCGGUGACGUAGCUUCCCACUUCGGCUUCACCCUCGGAAUCGAGGAUUCCGUAACAGCUAUAGUAUUCGUCGCCCUCGGAACGAGUAUUCCAGACACAUUCGCCAGCAAAGUAGCCGCCAUCCAUGAUAAGCAUGCCGAUGCCAGUAUAGGAAAUGUAACAGGAAGUAAUGCCGUGAACGUGUUCCUUGGUAUCGGAGUGGCCUGGUCAAUGGCGGCGAUUUACCACGCCACGAAAAGAAAACCGUUCCGGGUAAAACCGGGGAAUUUAGCCUUCUCCGUGACGAUAUUCUGCUCGGAGGCGGCGGUCUGCAUCCUAGUUCUAAUGUUGCGUCGAUCGCGGAUUGUCGGCGGCGAGUUGGGAGGACCAAAGUGCCUCAAGGUCCUAACGGCGGCUUUUUUCCUCGUUCUGUGGUUAUUUUACCUCACCAUGUCUACGCUGGAAGUUUAUCACGUCAUUAAAGGAUUCUAGGACGUGUGCGCGGAGUUCUUCAAUGACUAUCCUGAUCCUCGAGUUCUUGGUAAACUACUACAACGAAUCAGCGUUCUGUUUACAAAUCCAGCACUAGUCACCGUGGUUGUGGUUACGUCAUACUUAAUCUAAGGCUUCUAAAAAUCAAAUGUACUUAAAUUAUUUAAAGGCGUCCGCGAAUCGCACGGUUCCAAUCCAUGCAAUAAUGCAAUAACAUAACCUCAAAUUACAACGUCACGUGCGUACGAUUGGAGCCGUUUGAUUGGUCGAUGCGUUUAAUUUAGAUGGUGAUUAGUCCACUUCACACAACUCAAUUUCUGCUUAUCGAUUUAGUGAUCGCCAUCUUAUGGCUAAAGUAUAGACUUGAUUUUUGCCUUAACGACAGGCCUGCCAUUGUACUAGAUUAUAUUUUUAUUGAGUCAGUUUUACAAUGAUCCUAGUACAAAAGGAGAUAUAUUUAUUUUGCAUCAUAGAAGCAGAUUUUUUUAAGAGGACAUGAUUACGCACUUUGAAUUAUAUUGGAAUAAACUUGAACUAGAUUAUAGUCUGAAUUAGCCUUAGAGUAUGCGAGUGUUCAAUAACAUAGCCUACAAAGACUACGUCAACCUUAAUUAUUAUAAUGUUGUAAGUUACGCUGUUAUAUAGUAUACGGGUGUACCGAAUCUACCGCCCACCUUCGUAUCUAAUGUCCAUUCCGUCUGAAAAUGGUAUACUGUUGUGGGGGCCAGAUUCGAGACGGCUGUAUGUCGAUAUAGUCUAGUCAUGUUAGUUAUUAAAUUCAACUGUGUAAAAAGUGAUUUAAAAAGACCACGAUAGUAAAAUGGGAAUUCAAAUUAUACACACAAGAAUUAAUUCAAAAGGCUGAAGAAUGGAACCAUAUGGUAGUAAAUAUUCUGAAUGUGUACUGUAGGUAAAGGUAUAUUUAAAAGUAUUAUUCUUUCUAAUAGCAGAGUUUUUCGUACACAAUUCUUCCGGUUUUUCGCUCUCUAGCAUACUGUGAUCUCUUUUAGAUUACGCCAAAUUCCUUCUAGCUUCGUACAAGUAAUGAGCUUUUAAAUAUACCAAUACAUCCCCUAAUAGGUUUUGUACACGUAGAAAAAUUAAUCAAAAACACGAAUUUUGUAUGGAGGUAGAUAGUCGUAGUGACACCUGUAGACCUUUUGCUAUAAUUUGAUUCCUCCCAUUAGACAAAUAUCAAAAGGUAAAAGCGAAGAGCCAAUACUCGAUUAUUUUACAAUCUAAUGUGUUUAGAUAUUACUUCCAAAUAGUUAAGAGUUUAUAUAUUUUAUUUUAAUGUCAUCAAGUGGCGACAAUUCGAGCUGAACGGGACCAGAUAUAGUAAACAGCAGUUUGGAACUAGUUUAAAGGCACCUGAUUAACGUAAUUUAACGUAGUAGGAGUUCAAUAAUUUCAAAAAUCAAACGCAUUUUCAAAAUUCUACCAAGAUGAACCCCGGCUGUAUAGGCAACUAGCAACACCUCUUUAACUUUUUUUUGGAAAAGCGCUGUCUUGUAGGGACACUCAAACUUGAAACAAUUUAAACGUACUGUGUGUUGCCUAUACAUUCAGGAUGCAUCUAACCACUAUGACAUAUUUCACAAUAUCGCUACGCUUCUUGCCUUUAAAUUAGUUCCACAUGUAGAUAAAGCCGUGUUGUGCAUCGCUGAUUGUUGCGCCAUUUUUCGCUUCCGGGAAAGUCCGCGUUUGCGGAUACAAAUAAAUACAGGGCCGUACUGAAUUUAAGUAUUCCAACAGUGUCGAUUACGUGACUGAGAAAGCGAACCUUCGUCUAAAAUCUCCGGCUGAAUCAGCCGUUUCAAGAACGCCUCGAAUUGUCGGAGCUUGGUGGAUUUAGUAACCGUAAAGUUGUAUCCAUGUGUUGUUUGUUUCAUAGUUUUCUCGUUCUUACCAAAAAUCAUCCCGUUUUCAUGUUUCAUAUAGGGCUUCCAAUAGAAAUUCACGGAAUUAUUUUCGGAGUCUUGUAAUUUUAGUAAAACCUCAACGAUGAUUUCAAGCUUAUUAUAUAUUUUUUUACAAAAUGCAUACGUUUUGUGAUGUACCUAGUUGUAAAUGUAAUGAAAUUUUUACAUCCCCAGAUGUACUAAAAUGUAAGUCCAGGAGUUAAUAUAAUUCAAUUGUGAGUGUUUUAGAGACCACUUUAUUGUAAACAAGUGUUUUACGGCAACAAAAUCCUACUUAAUUAACAUAUACCCGAUAAUUAUAUUACCUUACCCUCAGAGAUGUAAUUUCAUUUAGGAACCGUGUUUACACGUGUUUCCUUUGAAAUAGUUUAUAGGUGUGGGUUUUACCAACUUCGGUUUUAAUUAAUUAAUUUAUUGUUUUAAAUUAUAUUUUUUUAUUACUUUAUUGUAGGUUAGUAUGUUACAUAUCUUUGGCACAACGGUGCAAGCCAAAUGAACCAAAACAUUAUUUAUUAUAGAAUGGAUAUUUGCUAGAGUUGUUGUCAUAAUAUUCAAUUAAUUAUUAAAUUUAAACAGAGAAUGUUCGAUUCAAUAAAGAGUAUGUACCUA